Salvelinus sp. IW2-2015 is the source of this 1005-nucleotide messenger RNA. Lineage: Eukaryota; Metazoa; Chordata; Actinopteri; Salmoniformes; Salmonidae. The record is from RefSeq and is a predicted model, not a curated record.
UCGCUUUUACAUUCCUGAGCCUGAGAAACGAACGCGGUGGAAAGUACGGAAGAAGUGGUUUGACAGGUGCACCGAAUGCUAUUUUUGAAAUGUUGAAUUAAAAAAAAAUAAUCGUCCUUUGAGCGCGCUGUGUGGUUUGGUCGUCGGACACCUAAAGAGGAGAGCUCUCUCUGUAUUGAACACCUAUUCAGCUGUCAUGUCGCGGCACAGGAGACAGGCAAGCAUCGAACUCCUGGAGAUGAUUGGAGUGGUGAAGGAGAACGGGUACCAUUUUGAUAGUCCUGAGACAUCCCCACUACUUCCCUCAGUGCAUACUCCAUGUCAUACGACUAUGUCCUGGUCGCUAAGACAGUGGAUGAUCCGAGGAAAGAUACCUUCAAGAUGCAAGAGGCCUUUAUCGAGAAACUAAAGAUGAAGAACUUGAAGAUAACAAAAAUUAUAGACGACACUGUUGUCUUCUACGGUAUCCAAGCUCCAAAUGAAGUGUUUGAGAAGUACAGGUAUCUACUGAAGGUGUCUGAUGCCUGCAACUGGAGUGAACAGCAGGGAAGUGUCCCUCUUUCCACCAGGAUCCGCAUUGUUCACUUUAUCCUGAGUCAUGUCUUCCUUAAUACAGGAGAGAACCUGUUUGAACUUUUGAAGAAGAAAGUGUUUGAAGCAAAGUUCUGCCUGCAUGAGAGGAAAACUCAGAAGGAACUGAGGAAAAGUUGGGCCAGAUGGACUGCCUGUCUCCGGGGACAACCAAUCAAUGAUGUCAGGAACUACUUUGGAGAGAAGGUGGCUCUGUACUACCUGUGGCUGGGCUGGUACACCCUUCUGUUGCUCCCUGCAGCUCUGUUAGGGGUCAUUGUCUUCCUCUACGCGCUGGCUUUCUACAACACCUCGCCACUUAUAAAGGAGGUGUGUGAGUCUAACACGAUCAUGUGUCCGCUGUGUGACAAGAGAUGCAAAGUGUGGCUACUCAGCGAUACCUGCCUCUACGCCAAGAGGAAACUAAAGGAUUAG